GAUUUUAAAUACGUCCUAUAAAUAUAGAGGAAAAAAUUAUGAUACUUCCCACAUAUUGAUACUAUCUACGGUCUUUCAAGAAGAAAGUGGAAAACAUUAAAAUCUAAUUUAUUGAAAUGAUGAUGGAGCUGAGUCAUAGUUUGACCCUCAAUGAGGAUGCCCUUAAUCAAAUCCCAGAGGCUAAACGACCAGUUUUUAUAUUUGAGUGGUUACGUUUUUUGGAUAAAGUCUUAAUUGCUGCACAAAAGAGUGAUAUUAAAGGAUGCCAGCAAAAACUGGUUGAACAAGCUGCUAUAUGUUGUGUGGGAUGUAUGUAUGAAAAAUUAGGAAGGAUGAUGGGCAGGUCAUAUGAAGAGACUGUACAAAUCUUAAUAAAAUCCUUACGUUCUGCAGAAUCACAAACACGAAUAGAAAUUAUGCACACCUUAGAAAAGGUUUGUGCUGGUAUGGGAUCUGCAAUUACAAAUGUUCAUAAAGAGAUAUAUAAAGUUUCUAGACAUUAUCUCACAGAUAGAGUAAUGGCUGUAAGGUGUGCUGCUGCAAAGUGUUUAUUAGAAAUGUUAAAACAUGCUCCAUUUUUGUAUACCACUGAAAUAGAGAGUGUUGCUACACUCUGUUUUCGAGCAUUUGAAGGUUCAAAUUACGAAGUGAGAUGUGCUGUUGCAAAAUUACUGGGUACACUAGUAGCAAUGACUCAACUUCCAGCCCCAAAAGGAAAAAAUCCAUCAGUUACACAAAAUAAAAAUUCAAAACAAAUUUCACUUGAUGAAGUACUGAAUAUUUUAAUGUCUGGAUUUUUAAGAGGUGGAGUAGGUUUUUUAAAAGGUACUGGAGAAAUAAUAAAAGGAAGUUCUAGUGUAAAUAGAGAAGUUCGAGUCGGAGUCACGCAUGCAUAUGUUGUGUUUGUACAAAUGUUAGGAGGGUCAUGGCUUGAACGUAAUGUUGGUACAUUAGUUGCACAUGUACUUGAUCUUGUAACAAAUCCGAAAGCAGCUAGUUCGCACGUUGAUGCUGUCUAUUCUAGGAAAUGCGUUAAUUUUAUAUUGCACGGUACUGUAGGAAAGUUAUUGGGUGAAGGAGCUCAAGCUGCUGCGUGUAAAGAGAUAGCGCACAUUAUUUUAAAACAAAUGAAUUCUAUUGACUUUAGUCCAGAAAAUGCCAAGGAUUGUAAUCAAGAAACAUUAUUUAGUCAGCAUUUAUUAGUUUGUGCACUGCAAGAAAUGGGAAAUUUGAUCUUAGGACUCGGUACAACAGCUUGCAAUCUAUUGUCUGAUCAGUCUUUGAGUCUGAUUGACACAGUUAUGGCUGUUUUGGUUCACCCAUGUCAAGCUGCUAGACUUGCAGCCUCUUGGUGUCUACGUUGCAUUUGUGUAGCAGUUCCAAGUCAAAUAACACCUUUGAUUGAUCGUUGUGUUGAUGGAAUUGAAAAUAUGCGUAGUUCACCAGAAGCUAUAGCUGGAUACAGUAGUGCAUUAGCUGCAGUUCUCGGAAGCGUCCGUUUAUCACCACUUGGAGUGCCCCAUACGAAAGGAAAAAUUAUUUUCAAUACUGCAGAAGAACUUUUGAGAAGUGCAAGUCAAAAUAGUCGUUUAUCAUUGAACAGAACGCAUGCUGGGUGGCUUCUUAUUGGGGCUAUAAUGACACUUGGAACGGCGGUUGUGAAAGGAUUGUUACCUAGAAUGCUACUAUUGUGGAGAAAUUCUUUUCCACGUUCAAAUAAGGAACUUGAAAGCGAAAAAGCUAGAGGUGACGCUUUCACUUGGCAAGUAACGUUAGAAGGUCGAGCUGGUGCAUUAUCUGCAAUGCAUAGUUUUCUGUUGCAUUGUCCAGAACUUUUAAAUGAUGAUAUUACACGACGACUUUUAACACCAAUUGAGUCUGCAUUGGCAAUGUUAACAAAUUUGUCACCUGUGUUAAAAAAUUACGGACAACAAUUGAAAGCUCCAGCUGCUAUGGUUCGUUUACGUUUGUACGAAACAUUAUUAUUAUUACCAUCUCAAACUUUUGAAGGUUCUUAUACACAUCUCCUAAGAAUGUUGGUAUCAGAGUUCACAUUAACUGAAAAUCCUGGGAAUACUACUACUUCAUUAUUGCGUGCAGUCUGUCAUGCUAAUGAUUCUGUAAUACUCGGUACAUGGUUACAAGAAACUGAUCAUCGUACGAUUGAAGAUCAGAUGGAACCAAACAGAAGGGCAGAUUUGGAACAUCUACAGCCAAAUAGUGCUGCAGGGUCUGGAGCUUUAGAACACAAUCCAUGUUGUCUUUAUAGACCAGUACCACAAGAUGAAAUAAUUCCUGGACCUUUACCUUUGGGAGUUGCUGUCAUUGACCUCUCUGUAUCUUUGUUUGGCCAAAUAUUUCCACGUGUAGCGAAUAAACAUAGGUUGCAGAUGUUGGAUCAUUUUAGUGAAUGUAUAAAACAUACGAAAUCUGGUAGACAAGAAGCAAUUCAGAUGAAUGUUUUUACGGCUGUGCUGAGUGGGUUAAAGGGUCUCCAUGAAGCAAAGACUGGUUUUGGCCAAGAAGACGUUAAGAAAUCUGCGACUAAUCUCAUUAUUAGCGCUUUAGUAAGUAAUAAUUCUAUACUAAGAUGGGCAGCAGGAGAAGCUGUUGGAAGAAUGGCUCAGGUUAUUUCUGAUCCCAAAUUUACGGCGGAAUUAGCACAAACAAGUUUCGACCGUUUAAAAUCUGCUCGUGAUGUUGCUAGUAGAACUGGUCAUUCUUUGGCGUUAGGGUGUCUUCAUAAAUACGUGGGUGGAAUGGGAUCUAGUCAGCAUUUAAAUACAAGUGUCAGUAUUUUACUUGCACUUGCUCAAGAUAAUUCAUCUCCUGUAGUACAAGUAUGGGCAUUACAUGCUCUUGCACUUAUAGCUGACUCUGGUGGACCAAUGUUUCGAGGCUAUGUUGAACCUACAUUAUCUUUAGCAUUAACUCUUCUUCUUAAUGUACCACAUUCUUAUAUCGAUGUACAUCAGUGCAUAGGAAAAGUUUUGUCAGCUCUUAUCACAACAAUAGGACCAGAAUUACAAGGUAACACCUCGUCAAUUUGUAUGGCACGUUCGUCAUUUCUGUGUGCUUGUGCAAUUAUGCAAGAUCAUCAGGAUCCUCUUGUACAAGCAGAAGCUACAGGAUGUCUUCAACAAUUACACUUAUUUGCACCGAGACAUGUUAAUUUAUCUUCUCUUGUUCCUACAUUAUGCCGAACUUUAUCAAGCAAUCAUCUGCUUUUACGUAAAGCCGCAAUAUCUUGUCUUCGACAACUCGCUCAACGGGAAGCAAAAGAAGUAUGCGAACAUGCAAUGACAUUAGCAAAUGAGAGUCGGGAUACUAACAUAGUAGAAGGUCUUGUUAUAACAGAAACUGGUCUUCCUGGAGUCUUAUUUAGUAUGCUAGAUACAGAAACUGAUAGCAAACUAAUUAAAGAUAUUCACGAUACAUUAACCAGCAUGCUGCAAAUUUUAGCAGCGGACAAUUUAUCUCAGUGGUUAUCUUUGUGUAAAGAUGUUCUUACGAUAGCUUCAGAAACGUGUAAUAACGAAGAAGGAAAUACUAUUCAUGUUGAAGAUAGCACCACAGACAAUGAUAAUGCAGAUGCAGAAGGAGAUGACGAUCAAGCCGAGUUCCAUGCUGACGAAUCUACGAAACAACGACCAACUAUUACACCACGAUGGCCAACUAGAGUUUUUGCAGCACAGUGUGUUAGGAAAAUUGUUGCUGCUUGUGUAUAUAAUAAACAAGCACAUUUUGAUCUUGCCUUAGCUAAGGAAAUGCAAAUGACCAAAGGAAAAAGUGAUUUUUUGGUAUUGCAUCUUUCUGAUUUAGUACGAAUGGCAUUUAUGGCCGCGACAAGUGACUGUGAUCCUCUACGACUUGAAGGACUGAAAACAUUACAAGAAAUCAUAGAUAAAUUUGCAAACGUUCCUGAACCAGAAUUUCCUGGACAUUUGUUACUUGAACAGUUUCAAGCACAAGUUGGAGCUGCGUUGAGACCUGCAUUUUCAACAGAAACAGCAUCACACGUUACGGCUGCAGCAUGUGAGGCCUGCAGCGCUUGGAUUGGAAGUGGAGUCGCUAGAGAUCUCAAUGAUCUUCGUAGAGUACAUCAACUUCUUGUAUCUUCUCUUGAAAAGUUAACGGAGGGACAUACACGAGCGCAACUUUAUAACGAAAGUUUAUUAACGCUUGAAAGGUUAGCGAUUUUGAAAGCUUGGGCAGAGGUGUAUGUUGUUGCUAUGAUAAAGGAUGGUUCUGCAUUAAAUAGUAAAGACUCAUUCAAUCAAAAUUCAAAUCAAGCAGAUGAUGGAAGUUCUGAAGAAUUUGGAAAAUUUGAAUUUCAGACAGAAAGCUUAUUAAGUUUAGUGCAACCAGAGUUACUAAGUUUAAGUCAAUAUUGGUUAGCUGCUUUAAGAGAUCAUGCAUUACUUUCGUUACCACCAGAAUUUUCCAGUCAACUACCACAUGAUGGUGGAGCCUUUUACACAACGGAUACGAUGGAAUCUGCUCGACCUCAUUAUGCAGAAUCAUGGGCACCAAUUCUGCAUGCUGCAACACUUUGGCUUAAUGCAAAAGGAUUUGGAUUGGAAGAAACGAAAAAUGAAGUGAAAACAUCAAACACAACUAACAAUAAUAAUAAUAACAACAACAAUGAUGUUUCUGCCAAAACUAAUACCAAUGUUGAACGCUUCCAUUUAUUAUUUGGUAUAUGUAUGGAAGCUCUGUGCAGUCCUCGUGCUUCGGAGUGUAGUCAAAAUAUAGAAACAUGUUUAAACGCCUUAUAUACUUUACUAGAUUCUACCUGGGCUCGUAAAGUGUUGAUUACGGAUCGCUCAUUACCAAUUGAAUUGUGUAAUGUUCUUCACAGAAUGCUUUUAACGAGAGAAAGUUACGUAAUUCAAAUGAUAGUGAUGGAAGUCUUAAAACAAGUAAUGAAAGCAGCACAGAAAGAUUUGGCAGAACGAAAGAAAAUUAAACUUAUAGAAAUAUCAUCAGCACAUGAAGAAAGUAACGAAACGCAAGAUGUAGAUUUAUUAGGGGAAGGAGAAGAAAACGGUGAACUUACUCCAGGAAAAUCAUUGGUGUUCGCUAUUCUUGAAGUGUGCUUGUGUCUUUUAGUCCGACAAAUACCAGCGCUAAAUCCUAAUCCAGGUGGAACAACAGCGAUUUUGUCGCAAAGAGGAUACAUGCCUUCCGAAGAAAGUGGAAAACUGAUAGCAGCUGCACUGAAUAUAAUGGAAUCCCUUCCUACUCUUUGUUCUGCUCAGGGGGCUACAGCAAUUUUACCCACAUUGCUGUACCUAGCAACUGGAGUAAUUAGAGAAACUGCAAUACGUGCCGAUAAAGAAUGUAGCAAUAAAACAACGUCAGAUGCACCAGUUCAUGCAGCUUUACACUGUAUAAAAAAUCUUAUUACAAAUAAAUAUGCAAACGAUCAUAGAAGUCAAGAACAAUGGACAAGUCUUUUGCAAAGCGCUCUUGCUAAAAUUAUCGAUCUCGCUAAAACAGGAAAUGAUGAAACGAAAAUGGACGAGGUAGCAAUGAUGUUGGGUAUUGCGGUAUUUGUUCUUCAUGCAUCACCAGAUGUUGUGAGUGCGCCGAACCUACAGUUUCCAUGUAUCAAUCACUUUAGACAUGCUUUUCAAUCAGAGAAUAUAAUGGUGAAAUUAAAAUGCGUUCAAACAUUGAGAACACUAUUUUUACAUCCAGACCGUAUAAUAAGUACACCCUAUAUCCAUGCGUUAGCUCCAAGAUUAGUAGAAUAUCUGUACAGUGAUAAGAGCAAACAGGUUACGACUGAUUUAGAGUUGUCUUUUACUUUGGAAUGUGUUAGCACAGUUAAAGCUCUUAUAGGACUUGCCGACCUUUCUCAUCAGUUUCUUGUACAAGCUGAAUAUCUUUCAGUAGACCCAUAUAUGCGUCCUUAUGUUCUAAAAUAUCCAUUGGGUAUUACAAUGAUCGGGGCACAAGUAGGUAAAAUCAUUGAAUCAAACAAUCCAAAGUAUCCAGUUGGAAAAAGAAUUGUUGGUUACUUGGGAUGGAGAACACACACAAUUGUAAAUCCACAAGCAUAUACUGAAGUUGAUCUUAUAAGCCAAAAGCCAAUGAUCUUACCUGAUAUAGGAAGUUUGUCACCAUCACUAUGCUUAGGAGUCUUAGGAAUGCCAGGAAAUACAGCAUAUUUUGGUCUUCUAGAGAUUUGCAAACCAAAAGAAGGUGAAACUCUUGUUGUCAGUGGAGCUGCAGGAGCUGUUGGUUCUCAUGUUGGUCAAAUAGGAAAAAAUGUUCUUGGACUUCAAGUUAUUGGUAUUGCUGGUUCAGAUGAAAAGUGUAAAUGGCUUGUGGAAGAACUUGGUUUUGACCAUGCUAUUAAUUACAAGACUGAGAAUGUUGCAGUUUCAUUGAGGAAAGCUGCACCUGCAGGAGUGGAUUGCUACUUUGAUAAUGUGGGAGGAGAUAUUUCUAGUGCAGUUAUGUAUCAAAUGAAACCGUUUGGUCGUGUAGCUAUAUGCGGAAGUAUUUCUUCGUAUAACGCAGAUGCUUCAUCAUUGCCAAAGGCGACUAUUCUUCAACCAACGAUGGUGUUUAAUCAAUUAAAGAUGGAAGGCUUCAUUGUAUCUCGUUGGGCCGAUCGUUGGUCAGAGGGCAUACUAAAGAAUCUUCAAUGGAUACGCGAAGGAAAAGUUCAUCAUCGUGAAACAGUUACAAAGGGAUUUGAAAAUAUGUUUGAUGCAUUUGUUAGCAUGCUACAAGGAAAAAAUACUGGCAAAGCUAUUGUUCAAGUUUAAAGAAAGAAUACUUCAGUAAUCUUAAAGGUACAAUUUGUUUAAAUAUAUUAGCAUGUCUAUAAAAUAUGUUUUGCCCUUUCAAUUUAAGGCAUCUGAUAAUAUCUUAAUUUUUAUACAUCUCUAUGAACUUUUAUUACUUGUAUAAAUUUGAAAUUUUACACACAUCUGCCAAUUGUACAGUGCUCAUAAAUGACAAAAUAUACAGAAUAAUUGGCAUAGACAGUUUUAUUGCAAUAUAUUACACAGAUCAUAAUGCAUCACAAUGAAUAAUUACAUUUGGUUUUUUGUUGCCAGAGAGCAUAAUUCUUAAAUCUUAGGUACAUAUCUUAGGAAUCGUAACAUUACGUCUAGUACAACCUUAUACGAUACCUUACAGAAAAUUUCGCAAACUUACAUCCAUUUCUAAUUACAAUAUAAUACAUGUCUUGGUUUAGUGGAAAUUCCAUUGUGCCGAAGCUUUCACAAUAGAUACAAAUUUUAACAGAACUUUCGAUAUAUUUCAAAAA
Habropoda laboriosa is the source of this 7288-nucleotide messenger RNA. RefSeq names its product HEAT repeat-containing protein 5B. Gene Ontology annotation, cellular component: Golgi apparatus; membrane; endocytic vesicle. Gene Ontology annotation, biological process: endocytosis; retrograde transport, endosome to Golgi; intracellular protein localization. The record is from RefSeq and is a predicted model, not a curated record. Gene Ontology annotation, molecular function: 2-alkenal reductase [NAD(P)H] activity; 15-oxoprostaglandin 13-reductase [NAD(P)+] activity. Bases 117 to 6782 code for a protein of 2221 amino acids. The transcript is spliced from 35 exons. Lineage: Eukaryota; Metazoa; Arthropoda; Insecta; Hymenoptera; Apidae.